GCGACCUCGCUGUGACAACAACAACAACCACGACACCGGAGCUGCAGCAGGACGCGCACCUGAGAUCCACACCUGGCCCAGAACCCGCUCCAUUAGCUGCUGCCAUUCCGACCGGAGCUGUAUAUGUCGAUGCCGAGCCCAUGAACCUGGCCAGUCAGAGCGGGGAUGCCGGCGGAAGCCAGCUCCUCUUCGCCAACUUUAACCAGGACAACACGUCCUUGGCUGUUGGCACCAAAUCAGGAUACAAGUUUUUCUCCCUGUCCUCUGUGGACAAAUUGGAGCAGAUAUAUGAAUGUACUGACACGGAGGAUGUGUGUAUAGUGGAGCGUCUGUUCUCCAGCAGCCUUGUGGCCAUCGUGAGCCUGAAGGCCCCUAGGAAGCUCAAAGUCUGUCACUUCAAGAAGGGAACUGAAAUCUGCAACUACUCAUAUUCAAACACCAUAUUGGCUGUCAAACUCAACAGACAGAGGCUGAUAGUAUGUCUGGAGGAAUCGCUUUACAUUCACAACAUCAGAGACAUGAAAGUGCUACACACUAUCAGAGAGACUCCUCCCAACCCUUCAGGAUUGUGUGCCCUCUCCAUCAGCAAUGAUAAUUGUUACCUGGCAUAUCCAGGCAGUGCAACGAUAGGAGAAGUCCAGGUGUUUGACACAGUCAACCUGCGGGCAGCAAAUAUGAUUCCAGCCCAUGACAGCCCAUUAGCGGCUCUGGCUUUCGACGCAAGUGGCACCAAACUGGCCACAGCCUCAGAGAAGGGCACAGUGAUCCGUGUCUUCUCCAUCCCAGAGGGACAGAAGCUCUUUGAGUUUCGGCGAGGAGUCAAGAGGUGUGUGAACAUUUGCUCGUUGGCGUUCAGUAUGGAAGGCUUGUACCUUUCUGCCUCCAGCAACACAGAGACGGUCCACAUUUUCAAACUAGAGACACAGAAGGAUAAGUAUGUGCCAGCCGAAGAGCCCACCACAUGGGGCGGCUACCUGGGGAAGGUCCUGAUGGCGUCCACCACCUACCUGCCUUCCCAGGUCACAGAAAUGUUCACCCAGGGCAGAGCCUUCGCCACUGUACGUCUGCCUUUCUGCGGACAUAAGAACAUCUGCGCCUUAGCUGUGAUUCAGAAGAUUCCCAGGUUGUUGGUUGCAGCAGCCGAUGGUUACUUGUAUCUUUACAACUUGGAUCCACAAGAGGGAGGAGAAUGUACACUCAUGAAGCAGCACAGGUUAGACAGCAGCACUGAACCUCCCAAUGAAAUCCUUGAGCAGGGGACACAUGAUCGCCCCCUUGUGGCCCAAACAUAUAGUGCUGCUGUCAGUAAAGGUUACUGCGAAGAACAGGGAGCCGUGGGCGGGGCGGGGCUUGACGAGGACCUCAGCGACCUGCGCCUGGACGAGGAGAACGAGCAGCCGCCGCUCAUCCUUGAAACUGACUGACUCCAUGGACGGCUGUACCCACCAAUCAGAGGGCUCCUCCGCUGCUAGAAAUAUAUGACACACGGGAGGUGUGUGUGGGGGGGGCAGGGACAGGAUCAAAGAUGGGGGAGGGGGUGGGUCUGCAAGAACCUGCCUGUCGGUCUAUUUGUGCGUUUUCCUGUCCGCAUACGCGUCUGUCUUUCCCCGCCCUCCUCCCUCUUCCCCUCCGUUUUGCCUGUGCUGGCCAAAACUGAAGCUUUGCAUGUACAUGUGCCAAUCGCUUAAAACCAUGUUCCAGUGUGAAAAUGAGUCCCUUCGAGUGUGAGUGUGUUUCAAAACGACAAAAAAAACAACCAUGUAGCCAUGUGUCUUUUUAGGACACGGACACUGAUGCAAGCACUGUGUAAACUGCAAGUGAUUGUGCAAGUGCCUCUCUGCCCCAGUGGCGUGGUUUCUCCUCGCGAAGAGGUCGGAAAAAGUCUUUGGGAAGUAAAAUCUGUUGUCAGCUGUUGGGUCUCCAUCAGGCACGUGCACAUACUCAGCCCUUUCCUGCGUCGCACACAGACUCACACUGACCGGGAAAGAGAGCGGCAUCAGUCAAGUUUGUGCAGAAAAGACUUUUGAGGCAGAGGCGUCAGAAUAAGUGUGUGUUUGUGUGCUUGUGCUCAUACUUAAAUUGUGUGCGUGUGUGUGUGUGCUGGGCAUGUACAUUAGCAAAACAUCUAGUAUUUAGGCUCCACCUGCCCCCCACUCACUUUUACCUCAUCUAAUCAGAGGCUCAGUGGACCUUCCCACCCGCUCCACCCUCCCCCUCCUCAGGCCUGCAGUCAUUGGUUGAUUUUUAACCUCUGAUAUUAAUGAUCAUUUUUAAAAUCUUCAUGACUAAAUAUAACCAAUGAUGUGUCAUGCGUUUGAAAACAUGCAUGGUGUUGUUGACGUGGUACUGUGCCCAUACAUCUAAAACAUCUAAAACGCGCGGCUGGAUGUUGCCGAGCUGAGGACGGCCGUUACAAACGUCUCCUCGCUCCCCCUCCUACUGUAUUUCUACUCUGUACAAUACUAGAUGUGGCGAGACGUAGCCGGGCCCAGUUCUUAGGUUGUGGGAUUUGGACCACGGAGCGAACAGCGGCUUGUAAUUUGAUGGAUGUGGAGGUCAGGCUGAGCCCCGUCAACCGGUCCAGGACGCUGCAUGAUCUGCUAUUAAUCCUUCGGCGUCUGAGGCCCAUGAAAAGGAUUAGCCGUGGGAUUUUGAAGCGUCAGGAAUUUUCUAAUGAUUUUGUACAAAAUGUGAAACAGUCAUCUGAAACUAAAAUGAAAAUAAAUUCUGUAUG
Molecule: messenger RNA, 2734 nt
Organism: Cololabis saira (Pacific saury)
Lineage: Eukaryota; Metazoa; Chordata; Actinopteri; Beloniformes; Belonidae
Gene: wipi2
Product: WD repeat domain, phosphoinositide interacting 2
Exons: 12
Coding region: 141-1424 (427 amino acids)
Biological process (GO): autophagy of mitochondrion; protein localization to phagophore assembly site; nucleophagy
Cellular component (GO): cytosol; extrinsic component of membrane; phagophore assembly site membrane
Molecular function (GO): phosphatidylinositol-3,5-bisphosphate binding; protein binding; phosphatidylinositol-3-phosphate binding
Source: RefSeq, a predicted model, not a curated record